CAAGAUGGAGCUCUGCAUCAAACUGAUGGUGAAAAUACUGUUGCUGCUCAUAGCUGAAGACCAGAAAUAUUCAGAAGGAGCUUAUCUUCAUGUCCAUCCAAACAGACUGCAGUUCUUUGAAUAUGACUCCAUCUCAUUUAACUGCUCGGGGUAUCGUGGACCAGCAGAAUGGAGAGUGAUCAAAAAGCUUGGCUUAAAUUCUACUCAGUGGGAAACAUCAGCAAGAACCUUGUACAUUGAACCUGCCUUUAAGUCACACAGUGGAGAAUACUGGUGUGAAAAUGAAGAUGGAGAGAAAAGCAAGACUGUCAUCAUCACUAUCACUAGAGGAGAUGUGAUCCUGGAGAUUCCUGCUUUUCCUUUAAUGGAUGGAGACAAUGUCACUUUGGGCUGUAGAAAAAAAGGAAUGCCUUCCAAUCUUCCAGCUGAUUUUUACAAGGAUGGUCAGUACUUGGAAACUGGAUAUGCAGGAAAGAUAACCAUUCCCAAUGUUUCCAAGUCUAAUGAAGGACUGUACAAGUGCAGCUUUUCUCAAUCUCAAGGGAAAUCACCAGAGAGCUGGAUGGCUGUGAGAGCAGCACAUGUUGCUCCCACACCUCAGAAGACAAUACCUCAAGAUGAUGAAGAGACUGAACAGAAGAGCUCUCCAUCCAGGUCCACUGGACUCUCCAUCCUAUUGCCAGCUAUUUUGAUCAUUUUGGCUGUGGAUGUGAUAAUAGUGGCGGGACUACAUUACUGCCAGAAACACACAGUAGCAAGCUCUUCUGCUGUCAUGUCAGUAACAGUGUAUAAAAAUGCUCAGGUAACUCAUCUACAAAUGGAUACUUACAACAAUGAGACAAAACAGAAAAAGAAAUGAGGUUAAGUACACUUCAGAGGUUACAAGGAAGGCCCAGCAGCAUCUCCACUUUCUACUCAGAAGCCUCAACUUGAAGCAGAAGCCCUUGACCGUCUUCUACCAGUACUUGACCUUUUUGCACCGAUAUAUUUCUCUUUUUAAUCUCUGAAC
This is a messenger RNA of Oreochromis aureus, 1009 nucleotides long. RefSeq names its product Fc receptor-like protein 3. The transcript has 8 exons. Lineage: Eukaryota; Metazoa; Chordata; Actinopteri; Cichliformes; Cichlidae. Gene Ontology annotation, molecular function: transmembrane signaling receptor activity. Gene Ontology annotation, biological process: cell surface receptor signaling pathway. The coding region runs from base 5 to 859 and encodes 284 amino acids. The record is from RefSeq and is a predicted model, not a curated record.